CUUGGAUUAGAUUUUGUUUUUGUUUUUGUAUUUUUGUUUAAAAAAGUUGGAAAGAAUGUUGCUUUACAAGCAGAAGAAGAACCAGGUUCCGAAGGGCAGCCGGCUCUUGAUCAGCGUCACCGUUCUCGGAAGUGCUGGACCGAUCCGUUUUGUUGUUAACGAGGAAGAGCUCGUCGGCGCCGUCAUUGAUACCGCCUUGAAAUCAUAUGCUCGUGAGGGUCGCCUUCCUGUUCUCGGAUCCAAUCUCAAUGAUUUCCUCCUUUAUUGCCCCACUGCUGGAUCAGAUGCACUGAGUCCAUGGGAGACGAUUGGAUCACAAGGUGCACGGAAUUUCAUGCUGUGCAAGAAGCCGGUGACUGAGAAAGUGGAAAACGAUGGAAAAUCAGCUGAGUCCAUUUCUAGGAAAUCGCCUGGGAAUUGGAAGGCUUGGUUUAAUAAAUCCCUCACUCUCAAGAUUUCAUCUCAUUAAAUUAAACCCAACUCGUAUGGUAGAAUGUUGGUUUUAUGUUCUUUACCUUGUUUUUCUCAUUUAACUGAGAAAAAAAAAUCUACUUUCCAGUGUUUUUGCAUUGCAAUAAAGAAUGAACAUUUACAGUGUUC
Messenger RNA from Hibiscus syriacus, 600 nucleotides. RefSeq lists its product as uncharacterized. The record is from RefSeq and is a predicted model, not a curated record. Bases 56 to 469 code for a protein of 137 amino acids. The transcript has 4 exons. NCBI's taxonomy places the organism in Eukaryota, Viridiplantae, Streptophyta, Magnoliopsida, Malvales, Malvaceae.